Gossypium arboreum is the source of this 628-nucleotide messenger RNA. RefSeq names its product cysteine proteinase inhibitor 1-like. Lineage: Eukaryota; Viridiplantae; Streptophyta; Magnoliopsida; Malvales; Malvaceae. Gene Ontology annotation, molecular function: cysteine-type endopeptidase inhibitor activity. The record is from RefSeq and is a predicted model, not a curated record. Bases 166 to 525 code for a protein of 119 amino acids. The transcript has a single exon.
CAGAAUGACCUGACCACCGCGUGGCUCCACCGUAAUGUCAAUCAAUGUCAGGGUGCAGUCGCCAUAAAUUAAAACCCGUGUUCCAUUCACCCAUAUAAAUAAAAUGACUCUAAAUUCAAACCCAAAAGGCAAAGACACUCCGAAAAGAAACUAAACGGAGACUCGAUGCAGCAAAAUUCACGUUUCGUGCUCCUCUCGCUAUCCCUCCUUUUCCUUCCAUUCAUUUUCUCCAACGCCGAAAAGGGCCAUCUUUUCGGAGGAUGGACACCGAUCAAGGACAUCAAGGACCCUCACGUGAUGGAGAUUGCAGAAUUUGCCGUCGAUGAGUAUAACAAGCAGUCAAACUCGAGUUUAAUUUUGCAGAAGGUGGUGAAAGGUGAAACCCAGGUGGUGGCCGGGAUUAACUAUCGGCUGGUUUUGAAGGCAAAGAAUGGAAGCAUGGCUAAGAAAUACCAGGCUGUGGUGUGGGAGAAGUCGUGGCUGAAUUUCAGAAAUCUUACCUCCUUUACUCUCGUCAAGGGUUAGAUUUUAUUAUCAUGCUAUGGUUGUUCAUGUAUGUCAUAUUAUCCUUUUAUGUUCCGAUGUUACGGAGAAUAAAAUCUUUUUAAUACAUAUUUACGUUGCUUAA